AUGCCUGCUGGCACAAGUAAACUAAAGGACGUGGACAUAGUCAAAGCACAACACGAGGACGCUACAAUAGCUCGCGUUUUACAACUCUUAAAGACCAGUCAAAAACCUUCUGUAACAAAAAUACGACGAGAAACACCACAAGUUCGAAAGUAGCUACCUCUGUAAAUGGCAUCAGUUAAAUGUUAACAAAAAGAACGGCAUUCUAUACCACAAAGAACAGUCGGUACUACCCCACAAGUUUAAGCGCAUGGUUUACAGGGAACUUCACGAAGAAAUGGGACACCUAGGCGUAGAACGAGUAUUCGAUCUAGCACGUCAGCGAUUCUUCUGGCCAAACAUGCGAAAGGACAUCGAACAUUUUAUCCAUCACGUCUGCCGAUGUCUCAAGCAAAAACAAUCGAAUCGACAUACAGUUAUACCGCUACAACUAAUUGUCACAACUGUACCGUUCCAAUUAAUCUCGAUUGACUUUGUACAUUUCGAGCAGAGUUCCGGUGGUUACCAAUAUAUCUUAGUAGUUGUCGAUCAUUUUACUAAGUAUUCUCAAGCCUACCUUACGAAAAAUAAGAGCAGUGUGACGGCGGCGGAUAGAAUUUUUAAUGAUUUUAUGCAACGGUUUGGCGUCCCGAAAAAAAUCCAUCUCGACAUGAGCGGGGAGUUUGAGAACAAUCUUUUCAAGCGUUUAGAACAAUUAACCGGUGUAACGCACGAGAGGACUACACCGUAUCAUCCUCAAUGCAACGGCAUAGUUGAGCGGAUGAACCGUACUUUGUUAGGCAUGCUGCGAACAUUACCAGAGUCAUAUAAGUCAAGAUGGAAAGAUCACCUUAAUAAACUCAUCCAUACGUACAAUUGCACUGUCCACGAGUCCACGAACUAUUCACCAUUUUAUCUGUUCGGGAGAAGUCCCAGACUACCUAUUGAUUUAAUGUUUGACUUGCCAGACAAAGCGGAAA
Messenger RNA from Paramuricea clavata, 956 nucleotides. NCBI's taxonomy places the organism in Eukaryota, Metazoa, Cnidaria, Anthozoa, Malacalcyonacea, Plexauridae. The record is from the annotation of a GenBank genome assembly.